Messenger RNA from Equus caballus (horse), 2518 nucleotides. RefSeq names its product C2 calcium dependent domain containing 4B (gene C2CD4B). NCBI's taxonomy places the organism in Eukaryota, Metazoa, Chordata, Mammalia, Perissodactyla, Equidae. The record is from RefSeq and is a predicted model, not a curated record.
UUUACAUAUGUUCGUAAUAGGUCCUCCAAACUCCACUCUGGUUGAGUUGCCCCAGUCCUUGCCCUCGAGAAACUCACAGGCUAUUAGGAGACUCAAAUCUGUAAACCCCAAGUUCCAAAACAGCACACUAAAUGCAGCAAAGGUGGCACACAGUAGGUGUACGGAGGGAAUGAGGAGAGGUUGAUGAACUCUAAUGGGGGAGCUGGGUAAAGGGUUCUGAAGGGGAUGCUCUCUGACUGAAUUAUGGAGAAUAAACAGCAGUUCCUACAGAGAGGAAAAGCAGAAAAGGGGCGUUUCAGAUAACAGGAAGCAUCACAUGCAAAGCCAAAUAAAGAGGAAAUGGCAAGUUUUAGAUUCUGCACGAACUAACCCUAUCUAACCUUUACGGAAUUUGAAAUUUCCCCAAAUCCCUCUGGGGCUCCAGUUUUCUCACUUAGAAAAUGAAGGCUGGUGGGUGGAAAGAGACAACCUAGAUUUUCUGUAAGGUGCUUUCUACCUGGAUACCUCCAUGCCGGAGCAGAGAGAAAAGGGGUAGCUUUGGAAAUAUCAACUGUUAUUUUUGGGGCAUGAGCCAGAAGCUCCAUCUUUCUGACAAGCAAGAUGACAGGCAGAGCCUGCAGUCGUUCAGAAAUUUUUUGCGUACAUUAAUUCACCCACUUCACCAGCAUUUAUGGCAUUGACUGAGCCGGGCCCUAUGCUGUUAAGGAGGCCACUGUCCAGCAGAGGGAGACGGGAAAAUAAGUACACGAGUACCAUGGAAACCAUGUUGGUCUACACAUGGCAGGUGCGUGGAGGCAGUAAAACAGAAGCCCCUAGGGUGUGUAGGUCACACGCAGGGUGACAGGGUUUAGCUCCUAGCAAAAAAGGAACUUCCUGCUUCCUUGUCCUGCUUCACCUUCUCCAGGAGGUCGCCAGCCUUUUCAGCUGCCAAUUCUCCCUUGGCAAGGUGACGAGGCGUCCUCUCUUCACCUGCAAGCUUUCACAAGCGUGAGGGGCUCCACACAGGCAGAACGGACAGAGGUCCCAGGGCUGACCAGAGGGUGCCUGCUGCCGCGACAGCUUCGCUCACAACCGAGCACCCGCUUCUGGGUCCCCCGGCUCUGGAGAGAAGGGGUGGCCGGGAGGGCGGGCGGGCUGUCCAGUGCCUCCAGGGGUUGGGCUCCAGGCCAGCUGGGCGGGACUCAAGCUACGGGUAUAAAGAGGAGCGCCGCUGUCCCGGCCACAAUGCUGAAGCUGGGAGCUGGAGGUAACGGUCACUGAACUUGCAACUCAGGCCCCAGAGUGACUGAAGAAGAGGGAAAGGAGCGCGUCUCUCCGCCACUCCAGCCCCAGCCUGGGAGGAUGCGGCUUCUCGGGAAACUCCGCGCCUCGGCCGUGGGCAGCGCCGCUCCGGAGUCGGCCUGCCCCAACGUGCUCACCCCGGGCCGCAUCCCCGAGUUCUGCAUCCCGCCGCGGCUGCCCGCGCCCUGCGCGCCCGAGGCUCCGCCCUCGGCCGCCGCUCUGCCCCGGCGAUGCGCUGCCGAGCCGGACCUGUGGCCCCGAGGGGCCGACGACAGCGCCGAGCGCACGGACUGGGACCCGCGCUCGCAGGCCGCGCUCUCGCUGCCGCACCUGCCCCGCGCGCGCACCGCUUACGGCUUCUGCGCGCUGCUCGAGAGCCCGCACACCCGUCGCAAGGAGUCGCUCUUCCUCGGGGGCCCCCGUGCCCGCACCCUCGGCGGCGGCGACACCCACCUCGUCCCCCGGGCCGGAGCCCCCGCCACCACCCCCGCGGCCCCCGGCGGCCCCCGCCCGCCCCGGGACGCGCUCGCCCCGCGGCCCCGCGGCCGCUGUCUCCUGCGCGCCCCCGAAGGGCUGCUGAGACGCGCGCUGCGGGCCCGGAGGAGGGGCGGCCUGGCCCGCGCCCGCUCCGUGUCCAGCGGGGACGGCGACGAGGACGAGGAGCGCGCCGCCGGCUCGACGCCCCCCGCCCGGGCCGCGUCCGCCGCGCCGCCGCCCCCCAUCCCGCGGCCCGAGCGCCUGGAGGCCGAGGGCACCGUGGCUCUGGGCCGCGCCGGCGGCGCCCUGCGCCUGGCCGCCCAGUACAGCCCGGCCAGCGGGCGCCUCCGCGUCCGGCUGCUCCGCGCCGAGGGCCUGGCCGCGGGGGCCGCCGAGCCCCGCGCCGUCGGCUGCCGCGUCAGCUUCAUCCUGCAGCCUCCCGGCCCGACCCGGCCGCAGCGCGGCGCCGUGGUGCGGCGGAGCCGCCGGGCCGCCUUCGAGCAGGACUUGUGCCUGGAGGGGCUCUCGGAGGACGAGGUGCGCCGCCUGGCCGUGCGCGUCAAGGCCGAGCGCAAGGGCCGCGGCCUGGAGCGGGGCCGCCGGCUGGGCCAGGGCGAGCUGCUUCUGGGCCCCCUGCUGCUCCUCUGAGGGCGCGGGCGGCCCGGGCCUGCCCUCGGGCGCUGUCUGCCCGCCGGCUCGCGGACACGGGGACACGGACAGCCGCCUUGUACAAAAUAAAUGUUAUUUAUUCACUUUUCUA